AUGCGAUCGUUUCCUACUAACAACAAUGCCGCAAACAAGCGACGUCUUAUCAGCUUCGAUGAAGAAGAUCUUGAAGCUGAUACGACUGCACCCUCUGAAGAAGCAGCUGGAAAACACGACAGAGGUGACCCUAAAAAGAUAAGCAAGUGA
Phycomyces blakesleeanus NRRL 1555(-) is the source of this 150-nucleotide messenger RNA. RefSeq lists its product as hypothetical. The transcript has 2 exons. NCBI's taxonomy places the organism in Eukaryota, Fungi, Mucoromycota, Mucoromycetes, Mucorales, Phycomycetaceae. Bases 1 to 150 code for a protein of 49 amino acids. The record is from RefSeq and is a predicted model, not a curated record.